UAUGCCGUGAAAACGCAACGCACGUCUUCGGGAACGGUGGGGCAGCGAAAAAUUUCGUUGGCAGUGAACCAUUCAAAUUCCGCGUUUGGAGCCCCGCUGACGUGUCCCGGCAAUAGUCUCAGCUUUCUGGCCCUCGAUUUCCUUCCUGGUAACACUCAUCGAGCGACUACAUACGAAAAUGACGUCAGCUGCAGCAAAUGAUGUUUUCAUCGUAUCGGCCGCCCGAACACCGAUCGGUAACUUCAUGGGCGCCCUGGCGUCGCUCAGUGCCGCCGAACUGGGCGCAGUCGCCGUGAAGGAAGUUCUGCACCGUGCCGCCGUUAAUCCGGCCGAUGUAGACGAGGUUAUUUUGGGCCAAACGCUGGCUGCUGGCCAGGGACAGAAUCCGGCGCGUCAGGCCUCCAUGAAGGCCGGUUUGCCCAAGGAAGUGCCUGCCUACAACAUCAACAUGCUGUGCGGGUCGGGGCUGAAAACGGUUGCUCUCGGCUACCAAUCGAUACGUACCGGUGACGCUAAGAUCGUCAUUGCCGGUGGCCAAGAAUCGAUGUCAAAAGCACCACAUGCACUGCAUUUGCGCGACGGAACCAAAAUGGGCGAGGCAAAGAUGGUUGACACGUUGCUCCGCGAUGGACUGACGGACGCGUUCUACGAUCUGCACAUGGGCGCCACGGCGGAAAAUCUUGGCAAAGAGUACAACAUAGGGCGCGAGGAACAGGAUACGUUCGCCGCCAAAAGCCAACAGCUGGCGGAGGAAUCACAGCGCAAGGGGUACUUCCGCGAUGAAAUCGUGCCCGUGUCUGUGGUAGGGCGAAAGGAGACGGUUCAGUUCUCGGUCGAUGAAUACCCGAAACAUGGCACGACGGCAGAAUCGUUGUCCAAGCUGCGGCCAUGCUUCAUGAAAGACGGUACAGUCACGCCGGGAAAUGCGUCGGGUAUUAAUGAUUCGGCCGCCGCCGUGCUGUUGAUGGGCGGAGCGGAAGUGGCGAAACGAAACGCAAAACCAUUGGCAAAGGUCGUGGCAUACUCCCAAACAGGCAUAUGUCCAAAGACGAUGGGAGCGGGGCCAAUCUCGGCGGUUCAAGCUGUGGUCCAGAAAGCCGGUUGGAAGCUGGAAGAUGUUGAUUUGUUUGAGCUAAACGAAGCAUUCGCUGCCCAGGCGCUGGCCGUCAACAAGGGGCUUGGUGUAGAUCCGGCAAAGGUCAACAUCGGUGGAGGAGCGAUCGCCCUCGGCCAUCCGAUCGCUGCUUCCGGAUGCCGCGUGCUGGUGACACUCUUGUACGCACUGAAACGCACUGGUGGUAAAAAGGGAGUCGCUUCGCUCUGCGUCGGCGGCGGCAUGGGUGUCGCAAUGGCUGUCGAAAUGGUGUGAAUGGAUAGUUAUGUGUCCAAGGUAGAUUUCUAUUCCAACUCUUUUACUCCGGCAACGUACUUAUUGUCGUGCUAACUACACAGAGUAUUCAUAAAUGGUUCCAGGGAAGCAUUAAUGUAUGUAUUAUUUCCUUGAAGAGGACGAGUUUAAUAGCGGCUCGGUUUGGUGAAUGUAUUCUGGACGCGUAUUACGAAGACAAUAAAA
This is a messenger RNA of Anopheles cruzii, 1573 nucleotides long. RefSeq names its product acetyl-CoA acetyltransferase (gene Acat2). The record is from RefSeq and is a predicted model, not a curated record. Lineage: Eukaryota; Metazoa; Arthropoda; Insecta; Diptera; Culicidae. Gene Ontology annotation, biological process: fatty acid beta-oxidation. Gene Ontology annotation, molecular function: acetyl-CoA C-acetyltransferase activity. Bases 179 to 1369 code for a protein of 396 amino acids. The transcript has 5 exons.